Molecule: messenger RNA, 2638 nt
Organism: Trifolium pratense (red clover)
Lineage: Eukaryota; Viridiplantae; Streptophyta; Magnoliopsida; Fabales; Fabaceae
Exons: 6
Coding region: 413-2254 (613 amino acids)
Source: RefSeq, a predicted model, not a curated record
UUGAAGGUUGAGUUAACCCUAAUUUUUUAAGGCUUAUAAAAGCUACUUUAAGAAUAAAGUUGAAAAAAAUACUUUUUAUUUUUAGAACUUUAUCAAAAUUAUGUUUGACCACAAUUUUUCUUAAAAAAAAUAUAGAAGUAGAAAAUAAAUUAGGACGGUGAAACUAAUCUUUUACAAUAAAAAAAUUAAAAAACAUUUGUAAAAUAAAAAAUAAUUCAAAACUGAAACUAUUUGUAAGAUAAACAGUGGGAAGAAACCAGGAAAAUAAAUUAAAGUAUUUAGCAAAGAAACUUCAAAGUAUUGACCUGGAAGCUCUUUCGUUACGAUGAUAAAACCGAUUCUCAGUUAAGUUUUUCUGAUUAUCAUCACUUCAUCAUCAUAUUCAUCAUCCAAAUUGUAACAAAAUCAAACAAUGAUGAAUCAGAAAGAGAUUAAGCAAAUUACUUCAUUAACCACUUCUCGUUUAUCACCACUAGCAAAACCCUUCACUCUCAAUAAUCGUUCUUCCUUUUUGUCACCAAAACCCUCUUUCAAUUCCUUCAAUCAUUCUGAUGAUGAUGAUGAUAGUGAUGACCCUUUUAGUUCUUUGCUUGAUUCUUUUCGUAAAAUGGGUCGUUCUGUUUCUUUGAAUGAUAAUGUAAAAACUGCAACUUUUCCAGUUGGUGCUUCUACGAGUCAGACCCAUCAUGAAAUUUCACUUUUUGAAGGAAACCCUUUUCUUGAAUUGCCUAAAAAUGGUGACUUUGAUGAACUUCAUUGGUCACACUUUGAGGUUGCUAAUUCAACUGGUGAUGUGAGCAUGUUUCAGAAAGUUAAACCUGCUGAGGGCAUUUUCGAAAAAAGUACUGGUAUAGUUGUGGGAAAAGGCAUUCUGUCGAAUUCUGAAGGCACAAAACAAGCUGCUGAUGAGUCUAGCUCCUUUCUUAAGGCACAAAACAAGGUUGCUCCACUGAAGAUUUCAACUGAUAUGUCUUCUACUAAAAGCACUCCUCAAAAUCAGUUCUCCAAUAAUUUGGGUGAUAGUGAAACUGAUGUGGAUUCUCCUUGUUGGAAGGGAACCAUGGCUAUUAGUUUUGUUCCAUCAGAAAUUGCACAAUCUGUACCGUUUCAUCAUGUUGAGAAACCAACAGAAAAACAUAACACUUUAAAUCCUCGAGCUCCACAGUUCUUUCCUGGUAUUGGAUAUGUUCAGGACGAUUUUGUGUCUUUGAACUCUACUGUUCCUGUAAAUACUAAUUUGUUGUCAGGAGAGGACACACUCAUGAAAACUGUCAUGGCAGAAGAGUCCCUAAUAGAGUUGAAUAAGCAAGAGCAUCAGUAUUCUACGAACAUCAGCGGAAUAGAAAAGGCGUUCAAUAUGGUUAAUGAUCGUAGCUCUGUGGAUCCUCUGCUAAAUUCACAUUCUACGACGACUCAGUCUUCUUCUAAAGAAGAAUUCACGACUUCAAAAGGAAAACUUGUAACUAUAGGUGAUGCUGUUGAAUUUGUAAAGGGAACUGAAAAUUCCAGGGCUAAUAGGUCAACAAUGAGUGAGUUUUUCCCUCCAAAGGGCCAUUCUCCAACAUCGCCGGCAUCAUCAUCUCAAGUCAAUGUUUAUACUGAUCUUCUAAAAACAUUUGAAGGUUUCUCCAAGUCUAUACUCGAAUCUCCAAAACCGAGUGUUAAGAUAGUGGUUGGCGCAAUGCAUGUUCUUUCAGAAUUGCUUGCACAAACCUGUAUUGACGGAGUUGAUUCAUAUAGUGAACAUGAUAAUAGCACGACUACAAUCCUGCAAAUACUCAAUAAUCUGAAUGAUUUUAAUGCAAAAGUAGGUGGUGAAAGGAUUUCAACUACAGCCUUUGACUCAACUCCAGCAAAUAGUUCUUUUUGUCUCGAUAGGCCAUUAAAGCUUACCAAGGGACUCGAAAUGGCCAAUGUAGAGACCCUUACUGUUCCACACCAGCUGUAUCUGCAAAGUGAUUAUGUUGGAAAAAAUACAGUCUCUAACGUGAUUGGUCAGACUGGACUGAGUUCUUUUGCAUCUAGCAGUGGAGGAGGCACCAAGAACGGCAAUGAAGUUGGUCAGGUCAUUCGAAGAAGUCUAGGGAAAAAUGUGGAUUUUGACAAACAAAUGCACCCAGAGGCAUCAUUGUUUUGGAAUUUAUGGCUUGAUUCUGAAGCAGAACGUUGUUAUAGGAAGUUUAAAACUUAUCAUUGGCUUAUGGAAGCUGGUGUGGAUGUAAAUUGCAAAAAUGUUGCGGAGUUGUGGAGAUGACACUUGACAGUGCCAAAUAGUUUGUAGAUUUGCUAAGAUACAUAAUAGAAGCUGCACACGAUGGAGCUUUCAUACAUAUUCCCUAUUAACUAAUUCCUGGGUGAAUUUCUACUUGUACAAAUGUCACUGAUCCACGUGAAUCCUAUAGAUCUGGACUGCUAUCAAGACGAAGACAACAUUGUACUACGGCCCCACUUAAUUUAUUUUGUUCUUGUGGUUUGUCUUUAAUUUGGCAGAAAUAUGCACAAGCUAGUAAGUCUAACUAUUUCAAAUGAUAAAAACUUUCUGUGUACAUGUUGAUCUAUCGUCGGUAUCUGGAUAGUUAGGUUUAUUAACCUUUUGUUUUCGUGUAUGUUGAUCUUCCAAUGUGAAUACAAAUCAAUA